Dermatophagoides pteronyssinus (European house dust mite) is the source of this 6667-nucleotide messenger RNA. RefSeq lists its product as uncharacterized. Gene Ontology annotation, cellular component: cytoplasm. The record is from RefSeq and is a predicted model, not a curated record. Lineage: Eukaryota; Metazoa; Arthropoda; Arachnida; Sarcoptiformes; Pyroglyphidae. Gene Ontology annotation, molecular function: ubiquitin protein ligase activity; protein binding. Gene Ontology annotation, biological process: regulation of dendrite morphogenesis; ubiquitin-dependent protein catabolic process; protein ubiquitination.
AUAAAAUCAUUAAAGAUGCAUAAUUUAUUUAAAAAGAAAAAAUCUACAAAUCAAUCAUCAAAUUCAUCAUCAUCUGCAUCUUCAUCAUCAUCAACAACAACGAAUCAUUAUAAUUAUUAUGGCCAUCAUCGUGGAUCAUUCAAAGGUAAUUCAAUUUCAACAUCAUCAUCAACAUCGAUUGGUCCAUUUGGACAAUUGAAUUCGAAUCGUUCAUCAUCCAUAUCAGGUUCAUCUGGUUCAACAACACGAACAACUAACCUUAAUAAUCAUUCAAUUAAUAGCCAUUUUGUAAAAAAUAAUACUGCUACAACAACCACUUCUACAACUACAAUUGGUGGUAAUAGAAAUAAUAAUAUUGGAUUAUCCGGUCCGAUGAAUAUUUUUUCAUCACAAUUAUUGACAUCACCUGGAACAUCAUCAUCAUCGUUGCCUGUUGAUAAUAAUAAUUCAAAACGAAGACAAAGUGAUACAACAACAAAUUCUACAAAUAAUGUUGAUGAUAAUUUUGGACAACAUCGUCAAUAUACAUCCGCUGUAUUUGAAUCAUUAAUCGAUGGUAGUAAUCAUAAUCAUUUACAAAAAAAUUUAAAAUCAUAUCAUAAUAAAACUUCAAACUCAUCUAAUUUUAAAUCUUAUCUAAAACAUGGUGAUCAUGAUCAUCAUCAUAACCAAUUACCUCAACAAUUAUCAACAUCUCCACAAAGUCAUAAUCAUAAUCAUGAAGCAAUUGGAAAAAAUUCUAUUCAUCAUUAUCAUCAUCAUCAUGGCCAAAUGAUAUUGACAAAUUCAAAUUUUAUACAGGCAACAACUUCGACAAAUACUUCAUCAUCAACAACAAUGAUUAGUGGAUCGCCAUGUCAAACAUAUACACCGCCGAUAAUGAUUAAUCGAAUUAUACCAGUAAGGCCUGCCCCACCACCUCCAUUACCGCCUAAACAACAAACACAAUUAAUAAUCGGUGAUAAUCAACGUAUUGGUGGUCCAAUUCAUAGCUUUCAACGUCCAUCAAUGAUCGACAACAAUCCACAGGAUUAUGAUCAUUUGAUCAAUAAUGGUCAUUCGACUAAUAUAUUUGAAUGUUUAGUUCCGAAUAAGCAGCCUAUUUUAAAUGGUCAACAGCAAUCAUCAUCGUUACCUACUAGUGUAAAUCAACAACAACAACAUAAGCAUCAACAUAGACCAUUAGAACGAACCAAUGCAAGUAAUGGUUCAGCAAAUAUCAUUGAACAAUCACUGCCAAUCACCGAGAAUUGUAGCCCACGAUCAUCACCUACCAUUCAUCGAAGAUCGACAGAAAUAAAUGAUGAAAAUUCUAAUACUGAAAUAAUAUCCGAAUAUCGUUCUAAUAACAAUGAAACUGAUUCAUCAACAUCAUCAUCAUCACCACCGACACCUCCAUUACGUACAACAUGGACAAAUCAACAAUCGAUGACUCAUAAUAAAAAUUCUUUGGAAACAUCAAAUGAUUGUGUCAUUGAAUCUGCAAUAAAUAAUGAUAACCAUAAUAAUAAUAAUGAUAAUAAUGUUUGUUCAGAUGAUCGUAUGACAUCAUCCUCUAUUAAUCAACAAAACAAUGAUGAUAGUAAUCCAAUUACAUCAACAAUACACGGUCAUAUAAUUGGAAAUGAUUUUGAACAUCCAUCCACUUCAAGAGCACCCACCAACAAUAAUAUACACAUGGAUAUUACUACUACAACACCUGAUAAAGAUUCAAGUAGCGGUACUAUUGAUACUAAUACCAAUAGAUUUUCUGGUUGUCUCGGAGUAUCGAUUCUAUCAUCAUCAUCAUCAUUAUCAUCAAAUGCGGCUAGUCCGGAAAACCUUAUAAUACACAACACUGACAGACAAUUUGAAUCAUCGAUCAAUGAUGAUGAUAAUCAUCAUUCAAAUAGCUUAGCAAUCGAUAAUGAUGAUAAUCAAACCGUUACAUUGAUGUUAAAUUCAAAUCAACCAUUGAAUUCAUCGAUGCGAACAGAUGGUCGUUCAAUCAAUCAUCGUAAACAUAUAGCAUAUCAUCAACGGCAACCAGAUCGACGUUAUGCUCGACAAAUAACGGAUGAAGAGAUAAGAAAUGCGAAUAAUUUACUUAAACAAUCGACUACUAGUAAUGAUAUUAAUGUCGAUGGUGAUAGAUUAACUGGUUCUUCGAGUGAUGAUAACAAUAUUUCACUCAACAAUUCAAAUGGUGCCAAUGUUCAAAGUGAAUGUGAUACUAAUAAUAAUAAUAAUAAUCAUGGCGAAUCAUUGUCAUCGUCAUCAUCUUCAUCAACAAGUUUAAGCUGUAAUAGUGCUUUAUCGAAUUUAAUAACACAAUUUGAAUCGGUACUUAAUAAAACAACUCCCAUACAAACAGAAUCUGUGAUUGAAUCAAUAGUAUCUGAAUCAUCAAAUGAUCAAACAAUAAUUGCCACUAAUUCACAGAAUCAAUCAUCAACACAAAUUAACAAUAAUGUCUGUGAUCGACAAUUAGAACCAUAUGUUAAUGAAAUUUGUCCAAAUGAAGCAAUGGAAUUGGAACAAUUAGAACAUAGGCGUUCACCUAAUAAUAAUAAUAAUAAUAAUAAUACAUCUAGUACAAAUUAUUAUCAUCGUAAUUUAGAUGAUAUUGCCGAAGCUUGCGAUGAUGUCGAUGUUGAUGAUGAGGAUGAUGAUGAUGAUGAUACAUCAGCUAUGAUGCAAAAUUGUGGCGAAGAUUAUUCCGAUGAUUUAGCUAGCCGAAAUUAUUUAACAGCAGUUAGAGAAAAUCAUCAUAAUCCAUCAAAUCAACAAAAUAGCUCAAGUUCUAACAUAUCACGAUCAAAUGAUGAUAGUGAUAGUGAUAUUGACAGGGAUGAUGAUGAUGUUCAUCAAGAUGAUAAUGAUGAAGAAAAUGAUGCAGAUACUGAAAUCGAAUCCGAUGCUGAUGAUGAUGAUGAAGAAGAAGAAGAUGAUGAUGAUGAUGAUGGUGAAGACGAAUCAGUUAUGAAUCAAAUUCAGCAAUCAUCAUCAUCAUCUACUGCUGGUCAACAUCGUCGUCUUGAACGUGUAGGUGUAACAUCAUCGACAAGUAAUCCAUCUACAAUAGAUGAAUGUGAUAAUAUAUCAACGACAAUAGAACAGAAUACAAAUUCUAUUGAAGAUCAGUCAACCACUUCAUUGAAUAAUGAUUCAACAAUGAUGACAACAAAUUCCAAACAAUCAAUAGAUAAUGAUAAUAAUCCACAAUUAACUAAACAACAACAAAGACGUAAUAACAUUAAUAAUUCAAUGCAUCAUCGACGAUCACAAACAGUUGUCCUUGAUGGUUUAUCACAACAUUCAAAUUCAUCACGACCACGAUCAAUGAAUAUAGGUGGUGGUCAAGGAAAUCAUCUACCUAAUGUACGAUCAGCAACCAUUACUAGGCUACCAUCAUUACCCGAACGUACAUUUCGCUAUAGUCGUGUGGAAACCGAUGAACCGUUACCGCCAAAUUGGGAAGCUCGUCGUGAUGCACAUGGUCGAAUAUUUUAUAUUGAUCAUGAAAAACGUACCACCACUUGGAUAAGACCUAUUUAUCAUCCUAACACCACAAAUAAUCAGCAAAGAAAUUCUGGCCAAAUUAAUCAAUUGAUUCAACAACCAUCAUCAUCAGGUGCUUCACAUCCAUUGACCAACAUUACAACGGCAGCAACAUCAUCAUCGGCGAGUAAUGUUGUUACGGAAUUAGAACAGCCAUUAUCAUUGGCUGCGAUUAUACCUGCUGUUUCUACUGCGAAUUCCACCAUUUCCAAUCAAUCAUUUGGCUCAGUGAUUAUCGAUCCACAAUCAAAUAAUUCAUCAGUAAAUCCUCAAUUUCCACAUGAUCCAUCAUCGAGAUCGGCCAUUUCAAUGCAUUAUAUCACAAAUGCUGAACACAUACAUCGACAACAAUUGGAUCGUCGUUAUCAAUCGAUUCGUCGUUCAAUUGGUGGUAAUGGUACAAGUUCUAGUCGUCAUAGAAGUGGUGGAGACUUUCCAACCUCUUCAACGGGAACAAAUUCCACAUCUCAACGAAAUUAUUUGAAACAGCCAUUAUUUUCCGCUCAACAACAACAACAACGUUUUCCUUCAUCGAAUACAUCAGCUGCAAUCGGGUUUUCUAAUACUGUUGCUGGUACAGCCACCAGCGGAAAUGCAUUAAAUAUUCAAAGUGAUUCUGAUUUAAUCGAUUCACCUUCAACGAUCAAUUGUAGUCAAGGUUCCGGUGUUUUAAGUUUAACACAAGCUUAUUUCACUGGAGGACAAUCCUCAUCUAAUGGUGCUCAAUCCUGUAAUCAACAAUCAUCCAUUAUUCUAGCAUCAUCUCCCUCAGCAACUGCAGGCAUUGCACAACCAGAUUCAACUAUUGGUUCAUCGGCAACGAAUAUUCAACAAUCACAACAACAAGAGCUGACGUCUACUCCACCACCACCACCACCAUCAUCAUCAUCGACUACGAAUCGAAUUCUUGAUGUGCCGGCACUUCGUUUUCUAUUACGAUCUGAUUUUUUCAAUGUAUUACAUCUAAAUGAUGAUGCUCUCAGACAAUAUAACGAAUCAUCAACAUUGAAACCUAUGGUAACGAAAAUUCGUCGUGAAGGACAGAAAUCACCACCAUCAACUGAAUCAUUUCAAAGAUAUCAACAUAAUCGUGAUCUUGUAUCAUUAAUCAAUAAAUUUGCCAGCACGGACAAACCACUUCCACGAGGUUGGGAAUCCAAACGUGAUCGUUCGAAUAAGAUGUUUUUUAUCGAUCAUACCACUCGAUCGACUACUUAUAUUGAUCCACGAUUACCACUUGAUCUACCCGAAGUAAAUCCACAUGCAGUAUCGAUGGCACCGAUCCGUAGACGUACUGGUAACCGUCCGGGAACUAAUUCACCAGCAGCAGCUGGCAUACAUCCGCAAGUUGAUAUGAUGAUUGCUGCAGGAAUGUCUCCAAUUCCACCACCAAGACCACAUUUAUCAGCUAAUAAUAAUUCUGCUGGUACUAUGAAUGGAACCUGUAACGGUUCUGCAUCAACAUCUAUGUUAAUACCUGGGCUAAAUAUUCCUGCACAUUUAUCCGAACAAUCAUUAGCUACAUAUGAAGCAUCAGUACCAACAUCGUAUAAUGAUAAAGUAGUCGCUUUUCUUCAACAACCAAAUAUAUGGGAUAUUCUUUCCGAACGAAAACCCAGUAUCAAAAGCAAUAGUUCAUUGCGUGAUCGUAUACAGACAAUCCGAACAGAAGGCGUUGAUGCUUUACGUCGUUUUACUAAUGAUUUGGAUCUGAUCAUGUUAUUGUCAUUGUUUGAGAGUGAAAUCAUGUCUUAUGUUCCGCCAUCAUCAUCGUCAUCAUCAUCUACAUCAAACAAUAAUCGAACAACAAAUCCACCAAGUUCAAGUGGUUUUUCCCUGAUAUCAAUAACGGCUCCAACCACACGAAUCGCUGGUAGUCAUGGUCCAUAUAAACGUGAUUUCGAAACAAAACUACGACAUUUUUAUAGAAAAUUAGAGAAAAAUGGAUAUGGUCAAGGCCCUUCGAAAUUGAAAUUGAUCGUUCGUCGUGAUCACUUAUUGGAAGAUGCUUUCAACAAAAUAAUGUCCAUAUCUACUAAGAAAGAAUUACAAAAAUCACGUUUAUACAUUUCAUUCACUGGGGAAGAAGGUCUUGAUUAUGGCGGUCCAUCACGUGAAUUCUUCUUUUUACUCUCCCGUGAACUAUUCAAUCCUUAUUAUAGUCUUUUUGAAUAUUCGGCCAAUGAUCAAUACACUGUUCAAAUUUCACCAAUGUCAGCUUUUGUUGAUGAUUAUCAGGAAUGGUUUCGUUUUGCUGGUCGUGUACUAGGCCUAGCACUUAUUCAUCAAUACCUAUUGGAUGUAUUCUUCACACGGCCAUUCUAUAAAUCGUUGCUCAAAUCUGAAUGUGAUUUAUCUGAUCUCGAAUAUUUGGACGCCGGUUUCCAUCAGUCAUUAAUGUGGUUCAAAGAAAAUGAUAUAACCGAAAUGCAAGAUACAUUAAGUCUAACAUUUUCAGUUACGGAAGAAAUAGCCGGAAAAGUAGUUGAAAAGGAAUUAAAACCAGCUGGAAAGAAUAUUCUGGUGACUGAGCGAAACAAAAAAGAAUAUAUUGAACGUAUGGUACGAUGGCGUGUUGAACGUGGUGUUUCACAACAAAGUCAAUCAUUAUUAAAAGGAUUUAAUGAAGUUAUUGAACCACGUAUGAUUGCUGCUUUCGAUGCAAGAGAAUUGGAAUUAGUCAUUGCAGGCACAGCUGAAAUUGAUGUAAAUGAUUGGCGUAAAAAUACUGAAUAUCGUUCAGGUUAUCAUGAUGGCCAUCCGGUAAUUCAAUGGUUUUGGGCUGCUAUUGAACAUAGAUUCGAUAAUGAACAACGAUUAAGAUUAUUACAAUUUGUCACUGGUACAUCAUCAAUACCAUAUGAAGGAUUUGCAGCAUUACGUGGCAGUAAUGGACCACGAAAAUUUUGCAUCGAAAAACUUGGUAAACCAACUAGUCUACCCAGAGCGCACACUUGUUUCAACCGAUUGGAUCUACCGCCAUAUACAUCAUUUGAAAGCCUUUAUGAAAAGCUAUUAUUAGCUGUUGAAGAAUCCUCUACAUUUGGAAUUGAAUAAUUUUUAUCUCUCGCAAAAUCAUAAAAAUAAUUUAUUGAUAAGUGUUUAAAGUACAGAAUGAAAACGAAAA